Biomphalaria glabrata is the source of this 1506-nucleotide messenger RNA. Its product is annotated as probable phosphoglycerate mutase. Gene Ontology annotation, biological process: glycolytic process. Gene Ontology annotation, molecular function: intramolecular phosphotransferase activity. The record is from RefSeq and is a predicted model, not a curated record. Bases 87 to 842 code for a protein of 251 amino acids. The transcript has 6 exons. NCBI's taxonomy places the organism in Eukaryota, Metazoa, Mollusca, Gastropoda, Planorbidae.
ACAUUCAAGGUCGAUACGUUAUAAUUUUGCAUAUUACCGAAAUAUCCUUUGCUAAGCAGUAUCCCGAGAAGAAACACUAUUUAGAAAUGACUACCAAGUAUAAAAUAGUUUUAAUUAGACACGGUGAAAGUGUCUACAAUGAGAAAAAUCUGUUUUGUGGCUGGCACGAUGCAGAAUUAUCACAAACUGGAAUUCAAGAAGCAGUUUAUGGUGGUCAGCUCCUUAAAAAAGGAGGAUAUGAAUUUGAUAUAGCUUUCACCAGUGUUCUAAAACGUGCCAUUAAAACUCUGUACCUUAUUCAAGAAGAGCUGGAUUGCCAUUGGCUUCCUGUAGUGAGAACUUGGCGUUUGAAUGAAAGACAUUAUGGAGCACUUCAAGGUCUAAAUAAAUCUGAAACAGCUGCUAAAUAUGGAGAAGAUCAAGUGCAGGUCUGGCGUCGCUCCUAUGACAUUCCUCCUCCCCCUCUGGAAAAGUCUGAUGAGCGUUGGUCUGGAAGAUCGAAGCAAUAUGCUGACAUGGAUCAAGGAAUGAUACCAGCUUGUGAAUGUCUUAAAGAUACUGUUGAACGCACACUUCCAUUUUGGUAUGACUCCAUUGUCCCAGCUAUUAAGUCAGGUAAAAGAGUAAUUAUAUCAGCUCAUGGAAAUAGCUUGAGAGGCUUGAUCAAAUAUCUAGAUAAUGUCUCAGACAAUGACAUUGUUGGAUUAAAUCUACCCACAGCAAUCCCAUUGGUGUAUGAACUUGAUGAAAAUCUACGACCAGUCAAACACUACUAUUUGGCAACUGAAGAAGAAGUUAAAGCUGCACAGGCUAAAGUGGCAGCUCAAGGCAAAGCUAAAUAGAUGGCAAUGCACCAACACUAUUUUAUCAACUAUUUAAACUCACCAAACUUUUAGAGUAGCUUAAUCAUAGUGCUGUCAAUCAGUGUACAGAUUGGCAUAAAUUUGUAUGGGUUGUUUUUUUUUCUGAUACUUCCCUUAUGUAAUAUAUGUUUUAAAAAAAAGCUGAUGACUGAAUGUUAUUUGGUCUUUUAUAUUUUAAUUGGUUUGCGACACAACCUUAUAUCUGCUCCCCCUAGCUGGCAUUUCCUUGUGUAUUCUGACCUAGCCAUCCCAGUGUGCUAUGAACUGGAUGAACACCUCAGGCCAUGCAAGUAUUAUGUGGUUAGCUCUGAAGAGAUCUGCAAGACAGUGUCCACAGGAACAAAGGUCCUCAAUGAGAGAAGAGUCAGUGCUGGAGGUGACCAGAAGAUAUUGAAGAAAAGUUUUAGUUCCUGCUGUGCCUGCAUCGACCCCACAAGAAAGAAAAAAACUUAUAACAGCUAAACUUUAACAUUAUUGCUUAUUUGUUGUUUUUUUUUCAUAUCUAUUUGUAUGCCAUUGUACAAAUGUAAUAGGGACAGUUAGCUGUGAUACAAGUUUACUACUAAUAGAAUAAUUGAUCUUCUCAUUGGAAUGUUUGAAGAAUGUCAUUGCUGAGAAGUAAAUAAUUGAUGUGAAAAAGUCA